AUGCAAUGGAUCUUCACCUUCAUGAUAAGGGACGUUCUUCAGAUCGAAAGCCAGAUCCCUUUCUUUGUCCUUCAAGAGGUCUUCGACUUAGCGAAGGGCAACACGGCGGAAGAAGCUGCCAAGGGCUCCCUCAGUGAGCUUGCGCUAAGAUUCUUCAAUUUUACUGCUGAUAGGCCAGAGGAACAUUUGAAGAAGUUCAAUGGUCUUCCCAAUGUCAAACACUUGCUGGACUUCUUCCGAUUGAGUUUCAUCGGCCAGAAGAUGGAACAAACUAGACAUGUCGAUGACGAACACUUUCAGUUGAUCCCCUCAGCCAAGCAACUUCUUCUUUCUGGGAUUAAAUUCAAGCAGAGGGAAGGCAGCAAGUCGAACUUAAUCGAAAUCCAAUUCGAUCAUGGACUCUUAUCUGAGAAGCGAAUAAUAGCGAACUAUUUGGGAUCGAGUGCAGAGGUCGCAAAUUUCUUCAAUGAUCUGAAUAAGGACAUUGCCUUUGAUAGCAGUACAAGCUAUUUGGCCGAGCUAUUUGGGCAAGUGAACGGAUACCACAAAAAGAAAUGGCACGUGCGUUGGGCGGGGAUCAAGCACGAGUACUUUGGGAGUCCUUGGACCUUCAUUUCGGCUGUUGCUGCCUUUGUUCUGUUGGUUCUUACAAUCCUUCAAGUAUUCUACGCGGUCUACAGGUACCACCGUCCCCGAAAGUAA
Eucalyptus grandis is the source of this 702-nucleotide messenger RNA. Its product is annotated as UPF0481 protein At3g47200-like. Bases 1 to 702 code for a protein of 233 amino acids. NCBI's taxonomy places the organism in Eukaryota, Viridiplantae, Streptophyta, Magnoliopsida, Myrtales, Myrtaceae. The transcript is spliced from 2 exons. The record is from RefSeq and is a predicted model, not a curated record.